AUGGGGGGAAAAAAAGAGGAUGAAAUAGUGAAAUCCGCUGAGGUCGACAUCCAGGAUUUCUACAGGACAGUACGGAAACAACGCGGAAAGACGCCAAAUGACAACCCUCUCAUAUACAGGGAUAAGGUGGCAACCGAUGAUCGGACUUCCCUGAUGGAACGGUUCAAUGCCGUCCUACAAAAUGAUUCGUUUUCGUGCGAUGUCUAUGAAAAAUAUCUCACAUCGUUCAUCAGUAAUAACGAUUUAUGCAGCUCGCCACUUGGUUACAUUCGUGAUUUAUGUGAUAUCUUCAGUUUAUGUGGACAAAUAGAACAGGAUAUUGUGGCUCUUAAAUCUGCAUUUAUCGCGGAAAUAGACACCGAUGAAACCUUCGAUAUCGUUCGUGUCGUAAUCCGAUCUCUAUUGUGCAUCUUUAUAUCCGCAACGAUUUUCCUUAUUCUGCGACAAUCUAGAGCUGUCAACAGCAAGUUUUACCAGUUUGCCGUUCAAUUAAGGAAAAAAACAAGAGAACUGGAAGAGAAGAAGAAAGUUACUGAAGAACUACUCUAUCAAAUGAUUCCAAAGUCCAUAGCACAUCAACUUCAAAACAAGGAGAAAAUAUCUGCAGAGUUUUUUGAAGCUGUGACGAUAUUCUUUAGUGAUAUUGUCGGAUUUACCUCGAUAUCAGCCCGAUGUUCCCCGAUGCAGGUGGUGGAAUUACUAAAUAGCUUGUACUCGACGUUUGACAUUCGGAUAGACACGUAUGACGUUUACAAGGUUGAGACGAUUGGAGACGCUUAUAUGGUUGCCAGUGGAGUGCCUGAGAGGAACGGAGAAAGGCACGCGGAGGAGAUCGCCACUAUGGCCAUAGAUCUACUGGCAGCUAUCAAACAAGUGAAAGUACCACACACUAACUCUGAUCAUGUCCAGAUCAGGAUAGGCUGUCAUACUGGCGCAUGCGUGGCUGGAGUUGUCGGGCUAAAGAUGCCUCGUUACUGCCUAUUCGGGGAUACGGUAAAUACAGCAUCGAGAAUGGAAGCAAACAGCCAACCAUUAAAGAUUCAUGUCAGUAAAGAUACACGGGACAAGCUUGAGGUCACCGAUAGGUACACGUUGGAACACAGAGGUUUGAUAGAAAUUAAGGGAAAAGGGCAGAUGGACACUUACUGGCUGACCGGACGAAGAGACAUGGCAGAGGCCAAUGACAGUAUGGUAUGCAAAUGGCAACCACGUAAGAAAAAGAAGAAAAAGUUAGACAACAACUUGAGCGCUGAACACUCAACAGUGUCUUCAGAAUCAUCUCGAUUGGAAAGUCAAGCAGAUGACAACACUAUCACGACAGGAAGUGCAGUUUUGUUAAAGGAAAAUCAGAAUGAAAUGAAACCAGAUUCGAUCGAGAAAGAACAACCGAUUGACGAAAGAAAUGAAGCAGCAGACGACAUGACUCAGGAAGAAAGUAAACAGGUCGGUGAUAGUUGUAAAUUAGAAUCGAAUGAGGGCAAAUUACCUGUAAUGAGUGACUUUGAGGGCAAAUUACCUGUGAUGAGUGACGUUGAGGGCAAAUUACCUGUGAUGAGUGACGUUGAGGGCAAAUUACCUGUGAUGAGUGACGUUGAGGGCAAAUUACCUGUAAUGAGUGACGUUCAGAUUCAAGUGACUGAAGCAUCGUCUGACGGUGUUCCAGAUACACAAAGUUACCAUAGUGACACGGAAUCACGUCACUCUUCACCAACAUCUGACAAAAGUUUUGAGCAUUCGUCCGAAACCCAUGAAGAAACAUCGACAGAUAUCACAAAUAAGUCAGCAGACGACAAAGCCACAGACAGCAUAACGCUUAAAAUGUCUCCGUCAAAACAAAUGAACUGUUCAUCGCCGGUUCGUUCCGAGUUACCGUUAAAAACUAUAUACGAAGAUCAGCGUAGUGUUGAACCUUACACCUACACAAAUGGUAGCAUGGCUGAGGGCCACAAAUCAAACACCAAUGGUAGCAUGUCUGAGGGCCACAAUUCAAACAUAAAUGGUAGUAUGGCUGAGAGCCACAAAUCAAACAUAAAUGGUAGCAUGUCUGAGGGCCACAAUUCAAACAUAAAUGGUAGUAUGGCUGAGAGCCACAAAUCAAACAUCACAAAGGAUGAAUAGAAAACAAUGUUUGAAACGAAAAAUAAACAGACUAAAACAAACUCUGUCCUAUGUAUGAACAAAAUCA
Messenger RNA from Pecten maximus, 2185 nucleotides. RefSeq names its product soluble guanylate cyclase gcy-33-like. NCBI's taxonomy places the organism in Eukaryota, Metazoa, Mollusca, Bivalvia, Pectinida, Pectinidae. Gene Ontology annotation, molecular function: peptide receptor activity; guanylate cyclase activity. The record is from RefSeq and is a predicted model, not a curated record. Gene Ontology annotation, biological process: cGMP biosynthetic process; receptor guanylyl cyclase signaling pathway; intracellular signal transduction. Bases 1 to 2118 code for a protein of 705 amino acids. The transcript has 8 exons.